AUGAACAAUUUAAAUACCACUGCCAGCUACCUCACCGAUAUCACGUUCCGGUCAAUUCAUUCAGAAUUUAAAAAAUCACUGACUUGCUUUGUUGUCAAAGAAAUAACCGAUCUCGUACCCAACGAACCGGUCCCGAGGAACCGACUAAAUAUUCCGAAGCAACUCAAAUUAGCAGAUCCACAUUUUGAAAAACCAGCAUCCGUAGACAUGCUAAUCGGAUCCGGUCCCACUUUAUCAAUACUCUGCCCCGGACAACUAAAGAUACUCAACAACGAUAAUCUAAUUUUACAAAAAACCAAACUCGGCUGGAUCCUGGGCGGAAAUCUAGAAUCAACUAACUUAUCGAAAUCGUCUCGUUGCCUUGUCACUAGUUUACCUUUCGACUUAGAGCGAUUUUGGAGAUUAGAGGAGAAGCUCGACGAGGAACGCACAUUGUCAAAGGACGAGUUAUAUUGUGAAGAACACUUCAUAACUCACGUAAAACGCAGUAAAGAUGGCAGAUACAUCGUCGCAUUGCCGUUCGAUAAGACGAAGGGUAAAUUAGGCAAUUCCAAGCAAACGGCGUUGAAACAACUAUUAUAUUUGAGAAAAAGAUUUCAACGAGAUCACGAGUACAAACGCGAAUAUACAAAGGUCAUCGAAGAAUAUCUAAAAUUAGGCCACAUGACCCUCGUAGAGACCAUCGGAGACGACGGAUUUUAUUUGCCACACCACGGAGUUCCUAAACUCGAUAGUCUGACAACGAUGCUGCGAGUAGUUUUCAACGCGUCGGUGACACCCUCAGAUGGCGGAUGCUCACUUAACGACUGCCUACUCGUUGGCCCUACUAUUCAAGACGAUUUAAUCACUCUCCUACUACGAUUUCGAACGCACACGUAUGUAAUCUUAGCUGACAUCGAAAAAAUGUAUCGACAAUUUCUCGUUCGAGACAGCGAUAGGAAAUAUCAGAAAAUCUUGUGGUUUGUAAACGACGAGAUUAAAGAAUUUGUGCUCAACACAGUAACAUUCGGAGUAGCAGCCGCACCCUUUUUGGCUAUUCGAUGCCUACAUCAACUCGCGGACGAUGAACAAGAACGAUUUCCACUCGCCGCCAAAAUAUUAAAGAGAGACAUGUACGUCGAUAACAUGUUAACGGGAACGAAUUCCGUCGAAGAAGCCCGAUCAAUUUGCACGCAAAUGACGCAAGUCCUAAGGACCGCCGGUAUGAAUAUGCGACAGUGGGCAGCAAAUGAUCCAAAUAUAUUAAGCGACAUCCAGUCAAAAAAUUUGGACGCUAAUUUCGACUUGAGCAACGACAACACCCUUAAAACACUAGGCAUUCGCUGGCGCGCCAAAACGGACUCUUUCGUAUACAAAAUUAAACCCAUAUCGGUCACUGAGAGAUUCACCAAAAGAAAAAUAUUGUCCGAAAUAGCAAAAAUCUUCGAUCCCCUUGGACUACUAGGACCAAUUAUCCUCUUUGCAAAAAAAAUCAUGCAAGACAUCUGGAAAGCCAAAAUCGACUGGGAUGAAACAGUACCGAAUGACAUAUACUAUCAAUGGAAUGAGUUUUGUCUACAAUUAAGCUGCCUACCAGACAUGUCAUUCAAUCGACACAUUUUGACAAACGACGCCAAUGAAAUACAAAUUCACGGCUUUAGUGACGCGAGCGAAACUGGAUACGGUGCAUGCAUCUAUAUGAGAUCAAAGGACACAUUUGGCAAUUAUAAAAUCACCCUAAUCUGUUCAAAAUCACGCGUCGCACCAGUAAAAACACGGUCAUUACCUCGGUUAGAGUUAUGCGGCGCGCAGUUAUUAGCCAAUUUAUAUGUGCACACUAUUCGAUCAAUUCGCAUUCAAGUCGAUCGAACAUAUUUUUGGUGUGAUUCGAGCAUAACACUACAUUGGAUCAACACAGCACCUCCGAAGUUAAAAACGUUUGUGGCAAAUCGAGUGGCCGACAUUCAAUUAAAAACCGAGAUUCAUGCAUGGAGACACAUCAGAUCAGAAGACAAUCCUGCCGACGCUCUAUCAAAAGGUCAACUUCCAAACGAUUUUCUCAACAACGAGAUAUGGCUACACGGCCCUCCAUGGCUACAACAAAACGAAACUGAGUGGCCAGAAUCGCAUAUUAUCGGAUUAACCGAAAUUCCAGAAAUCAAAAAAGCACAUUGCUUCGUAACUAAAUCCGAUUCAUAUUGCGCACAUCUUUUAAAAAUAAUAGAAAAUCAGACAUCCUUGAUGAAAUUAAAACGUAUAUUCGCAUUAUGCCUCCGACUGCCGAAAAAAUAUCGUACAAAUACCAAAAUCCGGGACAUGCGCAUCAAAGACUUACAAAAAGCAGAAAAUGUCGUUAUUCGGUUAGUUCAGGGAUCCGUGUUUGCAAAUGACAUUGCGUCACUAAAGGCAAAUAAACCAUUGAAUGAGAAAAGUUCCUUAGCAUCACUAGAUCCAUUCAUCGAUGAAGAAAACAUUCUUAGAGUAGGCGGUAGAAUCAGAAAGGCAAUUGCACCCUUUUCAAAACGUCAUCCCAUACUCCUAUCAAAAAAUAAUUUUUUCACGGAUUUAAUUAUUCAACAUUAUCACACUGCGCACUUUCACACGGGAAUUCAAAAUACUCUUUACGCAAUCCGAGAGAACUAUUGGCCGAUCGACGGACGCAACCAAAUUAGAAAAAAUAUCCGAAAAUGCACAAUAUGUUUUCGUGCAAAUCCGCAAUUAUGCCAGUAUAAAAUGCGUGACCUUCCGCAAGUGAGAGUAACACAAUCUAGACCAUUUUAUAAUGUAGGUGUAGAUUACUGCGGUCCGUUCUUUAUAAAGGAAAAGCGAUAUCGAAAUCAAAAAUUCACAAAAAUUUACGUCGCAAUAUUUGUAUGCAUGACAGUCAAAGCAAUCCACAUAGAAGUAGUCGAAGAUCUAUCUACGGAAGGUUUUAUAGCAGCUUUACGACGAUUUGUAUCGAGACGCGGUUUACCGGGAACUAUCUACUCGGACAACGGUACUAACUUCCGAGGUGCACAUAACAAACUGAAUGAACUAUACGAAUUACUAAACUCACAACAAUUAAAAAUAAAUUUAGAAAAAUUUACCAAUAGUAACAAAAUAGAGUGGCAUUUCAUUCCGCCUCAUUCGCCAAACUUUGGUGGCUUAUGGGAAAUUUCAGUCAAACAAUUCAAACAUCAUUUUAAAAGAGUAGCGGCCGACAAAAGAUUUACCUUAGCUGAAUUUAACACGUUUUCCAUUGAAAUAGAAGCAAUAUUAAACUCUCGACCAAUAACUCGCAUAUCAUCCGAUAUUAACGAUUUAUCAGCAAUUACACCUGGUCACUUCUUAAUUGGCGAUUCACUCAAAAGUCUACCAGAACAAAAUUAUACGAAAAUACCAGACAAUCGCUUAAGCGCAUGGGAAAGUAUGUCAAAACUCAAACAACAAUUUUGGGAGAGAUGGAAUAAAGAAUACUUAAACGAAUUGAAUAUACGUCACAACAAAUCGGCGGCAGAACCAAAAUUGACUAAAGACCUAGUCGUAUUGAUCAAAGAGGACAACACACCACCGAUGCAAUGGAAUAUGGGUAUUAUUACGGAUGUACAUCCAGGAGCCGACAAAAUUAUCCGCGUGGUAACAGUCAGAACGAAACACGGACUUAAAAAAAGACCAACCUCCAAGAUUGCCGUUCUUCCCAUAGACGAUAACUUAGAAAAACAAGAAACAAUAAGUAAACUCAAAAUUAAUUAA
Nasonia vitripennis (jewel wasp) is the source of this 3714-nucleotide messenger RNA. RefSeq lists its product as uncharacterized. The coding region runs from base 1 to 3714 and encodes 1237 amino acids. NCBI's taxonomy places the organism in Eukaryota, Metazoa, Arthropoda, Insecta, Hymenoptera, Pteromalidae. Gene Ontology annotation, biological process: DNA integration. The transcript has a single exon. The record is from RefSeq and is a predicted model, not a curated record. Gene Ontology annotation, molecular function: nucleic acid binding.